This is a messenger RNA of Gilbertella persicaria, 1711 nucleotides long. RefSeq lists its product as uncharacterized. Bases 32 to 1705 code for a protein of 557 amino acids. The transcript is spliced from 8 exons. Gene Ontology annotation, biological process: retrograde transport, endosome to Golgi; protein targeting to vacuole. Gene Ontology annotation, molecular function: phosphatidylinositol-3-phosphate binding. Gene Ontology annotation, cellular component: endosome. The record is from RefSeq and is a predicted model, not a curated record. NCBI's taxonomy places the organism in Eukaryota, Fungi, Mucoromycota, Mucoromycetes, Mucorales, Choanephoraceae.
UUUCCUUUUCUUUUUUUUUUUUUUGAAUACGAUGCAAAGACAUACAAGUGACGAUUUUGAGAACAUAUAUAGCCACUCUUUUCGAUACUUAACAUCUUCGACGCCUAUUCUUUAUGAAGAAGAUCCUUGGAGUACUACAUAUCAAGAGGAGAUUGGAUUUCCAUUCGAACUAUCCAAUGUAUUAUUAGGUGUGGAUGUACCUGAUGCCUAUACAGAUAUUUACAGCCAAUGCAACCCACAUCAUCAAACAGUAAACAUAAAAGCACUUGAGAUCAUCUUGAAGACAGCAGGUUUAUCACAUCAAGCACAAAAAGAAGUCAUGCACUUUAUAAGUCCUGAAAUCAGCUAUGUUACACGGAAUGAAUUCAAUGCUUAUCUUGCUUUAAUUGCUUGUGCACAAAAAAAGAUGGAUAUUUCAUUAGAAACAGUCUAUCAUCAUAAAGAAGACUUGCCUAUACCCAUACUUCCUGACCUCACUCACUUGACUUUACAACCCAAUGCAAUAAAGCAGGACGAUCAGCACACUCAAUUAUACCAAGAAGAACAAAAAGCAUUAAAUCAAUGGCUUCAAGACCUCGAUCAUAUCUCACUGACAUUGACAUUAGAAAAAGAGGGAUUCUUGUUUAAACACAUCAAUUAUCAGAUCAAAAGUGAGAAACUAGGCACUAGCGUAUUAAGAAGAUUCAGUGAUUUUUGGUGGUUAUGGGAGACACUACUUAAGCGAUAUCCAUGUAGGAUCAUACCACAUUUACCACCAAAAAAACUAGGUGGAAGAACAGACGUGUUUGAAGACAGAAGAAGGAAGGGACUGUCUCGAUUUAUGAAUGCAGUGAUCCAACAUCCUGUGCUUGGUAAAGAUGAAGUAGUGAAGGCAUUUUUAAGUCAUCCUUCGGAAAUGACUACAUGGAGACGAAAACACCCUCCUUCUUUAGACGAAGAAUUUGUGAGGACAUCCUAUUCUAUGGCACGAUUGGAGCAAUUGAUUCCUUUGGAUUUGGAUGAUCGUAUCAUUCGUAUGAGGAAAAGACUGACUGUAUCUGUUCAACUGUAUGAGCGCAUGUGUCUGAUCAUGAACCAAAUGAACAGGUUAAACAAAGCAUUAGGUUCAGAUUAUGCUCGCUAUAGUAUGACACUCAAUUUUGUGAGUGAUCUGGAUAAGGACUGUUGGGUGCCCAACUGUGAGGGUUGUCAGCAAAUGGUACAUGGUUAUGAAGGCAUAUCAAAAUCAUUACAACAAACAGGUGCCAUGCUUCAUAAACAUGCUAUUAUCACAGACAAUACGAUCGUGGAGAGUUUAAAGCAACAAAGGGACUUACUGGACGCAUUCAAAGAACUCUUGGAGCGUAAAGAACGUCUGAAUACCAUGUCCAAUCAAACACUCUCUAGACUGAUAGCCAAAUAUCAAACAGGAAAAAUACAGCCUACAGUGGCUCAUGAUGUUCAACAAGUACAAGAACAUACCUUACCAGAACACAUACGAGACCAAGAUACAGGAUUAACACUGACUCAACAACGAGACAUCUUUAUCCGUUACUGUCUUAUGUCUGAACUGUCCUUUUUGCAUAAACAACAGACAAACAUAUCCAUGAUGUACAACACAUUUGUCACAAACCAACUCAAGCAUACAAAACAAUGGACAGAACAUUGGAAAAAUAUAGCCUUAUUCACUACUGAAAUGCCUAAAGCAUCACAUGUCUUUUUAUAAACGAUU